CCCUAGCAUCAUAGUCGUCCCUCCAAAAACCCUAAUCGCUCCUCUCUCUUCUGGCGAUGGUGGGAUGGCGAAUCCCAGCCAUUAGAGAAGCUCCUGGUCAACCCUUCCUGGAUUCCGUGCUUGAUUUCGAUCCCGUGGUUGAGUGGCUUGUUGAUCCUGAUCUCUCUCCGAUGUCAAUCUCUAAUGCUAGAGACGCCAAAAUUGAGCCAAAAGAAGAUGAUGUUCCUGCUCUACAUGAAUCCAGAGUCGAGGAGUCUGAGCUUCCAAAAGAAGAUGAUGUUCCCGCUGUGCAUGAAUCCAGAGCCGAUGAGUCCGAGAUUUUAGGUUCUCCAAUCGAUGAGAAAAUGGAUAAGGUUUCUCUUAAUCCAGUGAUCAAUGGCGGCAGUGAAUCUGUGGCUAGCCCUGAUGAGAAAAUCAAGAAAAUGGAGCAUUUUGAGGAUGUUCUCGGUAGUGAACAAGCGAAUGGCACACAAGGAGUGGGUUUGGUUUCUAAGGGGGAAGAGGAGGAAGUUGGCAGUGAGUCUGAGAGUGAUGAAGAGUCUUCGAGUGAGGAGUCUUCUAGUUCUUCUAGUGGUGAAGAAGAGGAUGAUGAUGGAGGUGAUGAGGUGGAAGAAGCGGAAGAAGGUGAGAUUAUGGAGGAUGUGAUUGUUUCAAGUGACGAGGAAGGGAUUGUCAUGAAAGGGCCUAUUAAAUCAAAGAAUGAGAUUGAGGAUCUUCCUCCAGUUCCUCCUGUUGAUGUGUGCUUGGAACCACAUCAUCAGACUUUGCCGGUUGGAGUGAUUUCAUCUAUAAUUGGGAGCAGAGUCAUUGUAGAAGGUUCAGAGAAGCACAAUCCUCUUAGUGAGGGUUCUAUCCUCUGGAUUACUGAAACCAGGUCUCCUUUGGGUGUGGUUGAUGAAAUAUUUGGACCUGUUAAAAAUCCUUACUAUAUUGUGAGGUACAAUUCUGAUACAGAAAUCGCUGAUGGAGUGAAGGAAGGCAUGAGUGUCUCAUUUGUUCUGGAGUUUGCAAAUCAUGUUCUCAAUGAUAAGGACAUCUACAAGAAAGGGUAUGAUGCAUCAGGUGAGAAUGACGAGGAGAUGACAGAUGAGGUGGAAUUCUCUGAUGAUGAGAAGGAAGCUGAAUACAGGAGAUCUCUUCGGCAGGCAAAAAGAGCAACUGGACACAGUAUGCAUAGCAAUAGGGAAUGUGGUGUGAAUAAGAAAAGAAAUGAUCGGAAAGUUGCCGGAACUAAGAAAAAUGCAAGAGCUCCUAAUCUUCAUGCUCGUGCUGCUACAGACCAAUCAUUGCCUUUUGGUCCUGGAACUCAUGCAUCAUCAGGUACAAGUAGUGAUGGUAAUCCAGCUUUCUCUUCUGGAGGCGGUGCUUUCCCUAUGCCACCAACAAUUCUUCCAGCUGAGCGAACAGGCGCUUGUCUAAAUCAUCCUCUUGAUCAGUCAUUGCAGCAUCCACCGAACUCUGUUUGGGCACAUUCAUUACCUCCUCCUCCUCCUCCGCAGCAGCAGUUAAAUGCUUCUGGGCCAGGAAUGCUAUUACAGCAACAACCAAAUGUCUGGCCAAAUGACAUGCUGCCGCAGCAGCAGCUUGGUGCUUGGGCACUUGGAGUGCUGCUGCAACAGCAGCAGCAACAACAACAACAACAGAAUGCAUUGGCACAGGGAUUCUCACCUCUGCACCAGCUUAUUGGUUUACAAGGAGGACUUGGUGGUGCUUCAUAUCCACAUCCUCAGAACCCGGCCUUGAACACUUAUUCAAAUGCAAUGGCUUCUCAACGGCCGUUCCUACCUCAGUCUAGCCCCCCGCUUGGUGGACCAUGGAAUGGAGGAGGACUGUUAAAUCUCCCUGUUAAUCCUAUGGUGACAAGGCCCUUUGGUCAGACUGGCUUUGGUCUGGCACAAAUUGGACCUAGCAAUGCUCAAGACCCUAGGGUUUUUGAGGGACAGAAUCCAGCAGCCAUUCGACAAGCAGGGCAACAGCCCCAGCCCUUCUCGCCUGGAAGGUCAUCUCCUCAUGGAAGGAGGCCACACGGCAGAGGAGGUCGUCAUUCCUUUGGUAGAGGCAAUCGGGCACGGGGCAGGUAGGAUAAGAUGUAUCUACUAGUUCUGGGUAAAUUUUGUGUAUGUUGGGAACUUGUUCUUUAAAGACUGUUUCAUUAAAAAAAAAAAAA
Molecule: messenger RNA, 2167 nt
Organism: Dioscorea cayenensis subsp. rotundata (Guinea yam)
Lineage: Eukaryota; Viridiplantae; Streptophyta; Magnoliopsida; Dioscoreales; Dioscoreaceae
Product: H/ACA ribonucleoprotein complex non-core subunit NAF1-like
Exons: 3
Coding region: 57-2081 (674 amino acids)
Biological process (GO): ribosome biogenesis; box H/ACA snoRNP assembly; pseudouridine synthesis
Cellular component (GO): sno(s)RNA-containing ribonucleoprotein complex
Molecular function (GO): RNA binding
Source: RefSeq, a predicted model, not a curated record